AUGAAUAGAACUAAAAAAAUUAGUAUAGUCUUACCUUCAGUAUUGUAUAAACAGGCUAGCGAGCUGAUAGAAAUCAUAGAAAGAGACCGUAAUAACCGUCUUGAGAAAAAAUUUAUCUCAGACCCUUGAAGAGAUCUUCAUCCAAGCUCUAGCGAACUUCAUAGUAAAGAUAAAAGUGAUAUUUCUGAUAGGAAUCCGUUUAUCCCAGAAGCAUUUCAUUUAUUAAAUUAUUAUUAAGAAGCUAUCGCAAGCUUGAAAAAGCUGUUCACAUCACUUGCUUCGCACCCACCAACUUGCUCGCCAGUCUGAUUCCAAAGCCUAAAGCAAUGUUGCACUUGCUAAUCGGAGGUAGAGACGCUGGGUCACUGUGCUGAGCAUAGACAAGGCUGUGUUUUUCCCGAAAAUUCGAAAAGCUAAUUUUCUGGUCAGGCUAUCGGCCCGGAUGAGACUUGUAACCCAGGGGCCCCCAACUCCCCGGCAUAGUGCUGAGAAAAUGCUCGAUUGGCCAAGUGAACGCCCUCUGGCCUUGCUGGGCUAUUCCUUUCCAAAUUCCAUCCUCCUCAGGGUAAGCCUUGCCCUGGAUGUGAGCCUGCGAUCGGCCCGACAUUACACUCCACCAAACUAAGUAAAGCCUACCAAACGCUGCUCUCCCUUCCACAAUGUUCUAGACACUCAUCCAGCUACAGUUGUUAAGAGGGCAGGCUGAUUCACCAUUCUAUUUUUAUUUAUGUUAAUCCCAGAAGCACUUAACGAAGCUGUUCUUGAUCCUGACGAUCUAAGGGGAAAUAAAUGCAAAAUUAUGUUUUACAGGAUAUUCUGCUGCUGAAAACAAAAGAUGGAAAUUUUACCUCUCGCAGGAGAUACAAAAUCAGAAGAGAAAUAAUAUAGGCUUCAUAAAAAUUAAAAUGUCGGCUCUUAGAAUGUAUUUACAAUUUUAUAUAGGAAUAAUGUAAUAAUAAAAAAAUUAAACGCAGAUAUUUUUUGACAUAAGUA
Messenger RNA from Blepharisma stoltei, 993 nucleotides. The record is from the annotation of a GenBank genome assembly. NCBI's taxonomy places the organism in Eukaryota, Ciliophora, Heterotrichea, Heterotrichida, Blepharismidae.